UGUAUUUAAUAAUUUAGUAGGAAAAUCAAUGGAAACUUCCCAUUUACAUCUCAGCGUGUUCGUGGUGAUCAAGCAUGAAAGAAAUUAUAAAUAGGACUCCAUUGUGAGAUUCUUUGGUGUAUUCCUCCAUAGUUUUACCUCUAGUAGUGAAUGCUCAUGAAAAUACCAAUGAGUGCUACUUCUUUAACACUUGCUUUCCCUUGGUUUCUCUUUGCAGCAACUGUUUUUAGUCUUGGCCUCUGUCAUGGAAGCUUUAAUGCUGGCUGCAUUGAAAGUGAGAGAGAAGCUCUUUUACAGCUCAAGCUUGGCCUUAAAGAUCCUUCUAACCGGCUUUCUUCUUGGGAUCGUGAUGUGGAUUGCUGUGAAUGGCCUGGAGUCAUCUGUGAUAAUCUCACCAACCAUGUUCUUGAGCUCCAUCUUAGAAGUCUUUCUUUUGAAGAGUAUCAUGCCUCAAAUGCCACUGGUGGCUAUCAUGAAUAUUGGGAAAGGUCGGCAUUUAGAGGUAAGAUCAGUCAAUCUUUACUCAACUUGAAGCAUUUGAAGUACCUAGACCUAAGCAACAAUAAUUUUCAAGGAAUUCACAUUCCCAAAUUCCUUGGCUCUAUGAAGAGUUUAAGAUACCUUAACUUCUCCAGAGCAGGAUUUGGAGGAAUGAUUCCUCAUCAACUCGGAAAUCUUUCAAAUUUGCAAUAUCUAAAUCUCGAAGGUCAUGGUUAUUAUUAUUAUCAUGAGAUAUAUGUUGAGAAUUUAGAUUGGCUCUCUAGUCUCUCAUCAUUAGAAUUCCUUGACUUGAGUUCUGUGAAUCUUAGUAAAGCCUUGGAUUGGUUGGAUGCGAUGAACAAACUCCCCUCUCUGGUAGAGUUACACUUGUCAUACUGUUCACUAAGUCAUAAGGUUCCUUCCAACAUCAACUUUUCAUCACUUGCCAUCCUUGAUUUGUCAGGAAACAGAUUUGGUGAAUCUUCUGUGUCCAGUUGGAUUUUUCACAUUCCAACUUUGACUUCUCUUGAUCUUUCAUCUAAUAAUUUUUUUGGACCAAUCCCUGUUCAACUUCAAAAUAUAACUUCACUUAAGGAGCUUGAUAUGUCUUAUAAUAAUUUUAAUUCUUCAAUGGCCUUUUGGUUACAUGGUCUUCCCCAGCUUGAGCUUCUUCGCCUUGCCUCUAGUUUUGAGUUGCUAGAUGGAAUUCCAAGUGCCAUUGGAAAUUUUACCUCCCUCAACAGUCUUGACUUCUCACUCAGUGAACUUGAAGGCGCAAUUCCAAGUGCCAUUGGAAACUUGACUUCCCUCAACAACCUCGACUUGUCAUUCAAUGAACUUGAAGGAGCAAUUCCAAGUGCCAUUGGAAGCUUGACUUCCCUCAACGACCUCGACUUGUCAUGCAAUGAACUUGAAGGAGGAAUUCCAAGUGCCAUUGGAAACUUGACUUCCCUCAACAACCUCGACUUGUCAUGCAAUGAACUUGAAGGAGGAAUUCCAAGUGCCAUUGGAAACUUGACUUCCCUCAACGACCUCGACUUGUCACGCAACAAACUUGAAGGAGGAAUUCCGGCAUCAUUCAAAAAUCUUUGCAAGUUGAGGUCACUCGAUUUGGUCAGCAACAAUCUAAGCCAAGAGAUAAAUGAGGUAUUUGAAAUUCUCUCGGGAUGUGUUUCAAAUGGGAUAGAGGUGUUGUCUUUAUCUAAUUGUCAAUUAUCAGGUCAUUUAAAUAAUCUUCUUGGACAAUUCAAGAAUCUGGAUUCUCUCCAUCUUUCCGAUAAUUCGAUUGCUCACCAAAUUCCGCCCACUUUGGGUGUGUUGACUUCCUUGACGUCUCUACACCUUUCCAAUAACAAACUGAAUGGAAGUCUCCCCAUAGGUUUUGGAGCCCUUGAAAAUUUAGUAGAUGUAGAUAUUUCUUAUAAUUCAUUAGAGGGUGAAGUUUCCGAAAUUCACUUUGCAAACCUUACAAAACUGAGACGUUUUGAUGGCUCUCAUAAUCAACUGAUUUUAAGAGUCAAUCCUCAUUGGAUUCCACCUUUUCAACUUGUUGAAAAAAUGUCUUUGCGAUCUUGGGAUGUUGGACCUCAACUUCCUAGAUGGCUCCGUUCACUGAAGGAGUUAGGCUUUCUAGACUUGUCAAACUCAAAAAUUUCAAGUACCCUUCCUGUUUGGUUCAGUGACUUGUCUUUAAGACUUUCUUAUCUUAAUUUAUCUCAUAACCAAUUGCAUGGCAAGAUUCCAUAUUUGUCCACUACUGAUUAUAGUUUUUCCUCCAUCGACUUGAGUUCAAAUAAAUUCAACGGCCCAUUGCCUAAUGUAUCUUCCUAUUGGAUAGAUCUUUCCGAUAAUUCACUCUCUGGAUCAUUAUUCACCUUUCUAUGUCAUAGAACGCAUGAUCUGAUCACUGCGCUGCUUAACUUUGGAAAAAAUCAUCUAUCCGGAGAGAUACCUGAUUGUUGGAUGAAUUGGAAAUAUUUAGAAGUUUUAAAAUUAAAUGACAACUGUUUCAGUGGAAAAAUUCCUAGUUCCAUUGGGACUUUAAGUGGCCUUCGGUACUUAAACCUUCGCAACAAUACUCUCUUUGGUGAAAUACCAUUGUCACUUGAACAUUGCAAAGAAUUGACAGUACUUCAAUUGGAAGAAAAUAGAUUGGAGGGAAAUAUUUCAACAUGGCUGGAGAAUCAAAAUUAUUCACAGAUGGUUAUUCUUAAUCUUCGUGGGAACCAAUUUCAUGGUCACGUGUCUAUAGAGCUUUGCCGCAUGACUUAUUUGCAGAUCUUGGAUCUUGCUAAUAACAACCUCAAUGGUACCAUACCAACAUGUAUCAAUAACUUCAGUGCAAUGGUAAAUGAAAGUUAUGUUGGUAUGGGAGAGCAAGGUCGGAUUCUCCUUUAUUUUGAUGAUUUGGUGUUUUCUGAUAGUUCCUCAAUUAUGACAAAGGGAGCAUUGAUUGAAUAUUCCACCAAUCUUAAUUUCGUGAGAAGUAUGGACCUCUCAAAUAAUAAAUUAUCAGGAGAUAUUCCUGAAGAAAUAACAAGGCUUGAAGCAUUGCAUUCAUUAAAUUUGUCACAUAAUCUUUUGAGUGGAAGAAUUCCAGAGGAAAUAGGAAAUAUAAAAGCAUUAGAAUCUCUUGAUUUUUCUCAGAAUCAACUUUUUGGAGAAAUUCCUCCAAGUAUCUCAAGCUUGACAUUUUUGAGUAGAUUGAAUUUAUCCAACAACAAGUUAUCAGGAAUAAUACCUUCAGGCACUCAAUUGCAAGGCUUUGAUCCAUCUACUUUCAGCGGCAACAAACUUUGUGGGCUUCCACUCAGCAAAAACUGCAAUGUUAAUGGUGAUAUGCCUCCUAUUGGGAUAGAAAGAGGAGAAGAUGAUAAAGGGUCUGAAUCAUUUGCUUGGUUCUAUUUCUAUGUGAGCAUUGCACCAGGAUUUGCGGUGGGAUUUUGGGCAGUGAUGGGUCCUUUAGUGUUUAAUAGAAGAUGGAGGCAUUUAUAUUUCAAUUUUCUAGAUAAUUUGUGGGACAAAUUUAUGGUGUGGUAUUAUGUAAAUGUUGCUAGAUUUGUGAAAGGUCAUGGUUUAUAGAGUUUUGUCCAAAACAAAUAUAUGUGGGGAUGGGUUAUGCACGUCUACAUAACUAGGUAUGAGUUUAGCUUUAUGUUUGUUGUGACAUUGUUUUUGUAUGGUUGUGCAAUUACUCUGUAAUUUUGAAUUGAGUUUAAUAAAAAAUGAAAAGUCCCACUGUUUGUGAGGACUUUGUGUGUGGUUUUGUGA
Molecule: messenger RNA, 3750 nt
Organism: Hevea brasiliensis (rubber tree)
Lineage: Eukaryota; Viridiplantae; Streptophyta; Magnoliopsida; Malpighiales; Euphorbiaceae
Product: receptor-like protein EIX2
Exons: 1
Coding region: 151-3561 (1136 amino acids)
Molecular function (GO): protein binding
Source: RefSeq, a predicted model, not a curated record